This is a messenger RNA of Bursaphelenchus xylophilus (pine wood nematode), 3399 nucleotides long. The record is from the annotation of a GenBank genome assembly. Lineage: Eukaryota; Metazoa; Nematoda; Chromadorea; Rhabditida; Aphelenchoididae.
AUGUUUCUCAUCCCUCUCUUCCUUCCCGCGAUUUCUGCCCUCUUCUUAAGUCCUCAGCCGGGUGUUGUGCUUGAUGCGCUUUGGCAGAUUUACAAAGGCUGCGAUUUGCGGCGGUACAUGCCGGAGAACGCGACUGGGGCAAGGAUUUACUCUAGGGAGCUUGAUCCGUUGGCGAUCAACAACCUGUAUGUUGUUGAGUAUGAGGUGGACUUUGUGAGUGGAAUUAAUAAGACCAUUUCGAGGUAAGUGAGGGCUGAGUCACAAGUUUCUUUAAACUUUUUUUUCGCAGGCUGCAGAAUGAAAAUGAAAACAAAAUUCCGAUUUUUUUAGAAAAUUCUUGAUGAAGACAUAUAGAGCAGAUGGGAUCUGGAGCCGGGAUAUGAGCAAAGUGGGACUUAUUGUGCACACAAACAAUGAGUAAGUUGGAAAUUAUUUUUUUAUUUUUUAUAUUUUUUUAUUUUUUUUAUUUAUUUUUUUUUUCUUAUUUUUUAUAUUUAUUAUUUUUUUUAUUGUUUAUAUUUCUUAUUUUUUAUUUUUUUCUAUUUAUAUUAUUUUUUUAUUUAUUUAUUUUUUAUUUUUUAUAUUUCUUAUUUUUUAUUGUUUAUAUUUCUUAUUUUUUUAUUUUUUUCUAUUUAUAUUUAUUAUUUUUUUAAUAAUUUUAUUUUAUUUAUAUUAUUUUAUUUUUUUGUAUUUCAUUUUUUUUAUUUUUUAUUUAAUUUCAGACAUCAUUUUGUCUGGUCUAACGAUCUAACCCGCACGUUAAAGUUGGAAAACCCACCACCCGGCGAUUUAACUGGAUUUGAGUUAAAGGGCAAAAUUUACGCGAUAUUACAAGGUGGAGGAAGGUCAAAGUUUGGUCGUUGGAACUCUAAUUUGACUGGAGGCGUCGAGUAUUUUCCCGGGAAAGAAGAAGAAGGAUUCUUUGAACUUUAUGAGCCAAAAGGUUAUAUUUAUUAUUUGAAUUCGAACUGUAAACAGUUCCCUAAAUAUUGGAGUAUGGUGAGUUUUAUAGGAAAAACAAUUUUUUGGGGCUAAAAUUGAAAAAAAAUUUUUUUUGAAAAAUAAAAUUUUUUUUUAUUUUUUCAAGUUUUACCAAAAAUCAAUAUAUUCUUCAAAAAACGUGUGUUUUAGUCGUUUCUCUACGAAAUGCCUGACUGCGAAGACGGAGAAGGAAUUUUUAAUCGAAGCAAGCUUGGUGUAUUUAACAGUAUGGUAAGUCUCGUUAUCACUCAAAUAAUAAACUUCCUUUUUCUGGCCCGGCGCUUCGCAGCUUGCGCCCUGGUUUCCCUGCAGACUGCGAAUAAAAGGAGGAAACAGCCUAAGCGCUAAAACUAACAGGGGAAGUACACCAAGUGCGACGCUCAGAUUUUGAUGAAACUUGGCACAAAUUUAGAAUAAUUUUUUCAAAGAUAUAUGCGAGAAUCCUGGCUCGCGCUUUGCAGAAACAACCGAGAUUUUUAGAUCGAAAGUCGGCCUAAAUUUUGGACUUUUUGUCGAAUUUCGGCACGAAAAGUUUCAUGCCUAUUUCUACCGUAAAGGAUAAUGUUUCUAUAAAAAAAUCAAAUUUUUCCGCACGAAACUGCCAAAGUUAUGGCCAAAAAGCGUUUUUCUCUUUGACCGCUCUCCACGUUUAGCGUGCUCUCUCGGCGGCAAAAAUCGUUCGAUAUCUCGGCGGCGCCUGCAAAGCGCGAGUUAAAACUUUCAGGAAUUGAUAUUUAGUCUAUUCCCGACGUGUGUGCAAAAUUUAAAGAAAAUCUGAGCGUCGCACUUGGGGUACUUCCCUUGUAAGCUUAACUAAGCCUAACCUGCCUACGCCUGAUAUUCCAUCCAACCGGAAUUGUUCGGGCGCAAGCUGCAAAACCUUCUUUUCGCUGGGGCCAGAAAAAGGAAGUUUCACUCAAAUAAUGUGUCCGAAACAAUUUUCUUCAGUCCAUAUUCGCAUAUCUGACAAGGAAGUGCUCCGAUCAAACCUAUAGCAACUACUGGAGCCAUGCCUAUGCGAAGAUUCAGUUUUUUUCGCGGCCUAUUGCAAAUACGACCACGGUGAGUUUUGUGAAAUCCGCACUGUGCAAAGAAGUGGGAUUUUGAAAAUCGAGAUUUUUCGCCAGAAUUCACUGUGCAUUUGACCUUUUGCACUGCAAUAAAAAAAAAUUUCAAAAAAUCAAACAUUCAAAUUUGUUAUAAAUUUUAUUUUCAGGCUCUUGUAAUUACAACGACCACCAUUCCAACGUCCACUACACAACCCUCAACUGUAAUGAGGGAAUUAACUGUGAGUUUGUGGCAUGACUCAAAAAAAGCGACAAGAAAUUUUUGAUUUUUGAAGCCCGCACAGUGCGGAGUUUGCAGCCGAACGCACUGUGCAAAAAAAAAAGAAAAUUCUUUUGCACUGUGGACGGUGCGAAAUUAUUUUUCCAUUUUUUGCACAGUGCAAUUUUUAGCGAUAUUUUUUUAAUGUGCGACAGAAUUUUUUUGACUGCACAGUGCAGUAAACAUAAAAAAAUCGAAUCUUUUUUUUUUAAAUCAAAUUUUUGCGGUAAUUUUAGGUUUUUUUUCAGACCACUGAAACAACAACAACAACAACCAUCACGACUAUGACUAACACUGAAACAUCUAUUACAGAAGCUAGGUAAUUUUACUGAAGCGCAAGAUUUUUUAUUUUUUUUUUAUUUUUACCGGCAAUGAUACGGAAGGUUCAAAUUAUGAACAGCUGUAUAAUUGCAAUUUUCAUAUCAACAUAGCAAGCGGAAUUAAAAAAAGAAAGUUUGGAAAAAAUUUCUUUAUUUUGGCCACAACAAAUCUACUCCGUGAACUGCGCCCAAGCUUUUGCACUAAGGUUAGGAAAAAACGCUUCUACCUAGCUGGCACUGAAUUACUAUAAUAGCUCUGUAGUUUUAAGGGUACCUACGAAGGCUAUGACGACUCAUUUAGUUCCAUACGGAGGCAAUAAGUUUAGUUCCGGACAUGUUUCAUCGUAUAAAGUGUGAAAUCGCAGGCUGCAGCCGUUUUUGAGGGGUAAGGUGGCACGUAAAAAAGAAGGCACCUUACUAACUAAAUCCACUGUCCGGGCAUUGACAACGAUGAAUUGAGCGUGCACGCUAAAUUUGGGUUAAUUCCUACCAGUUUCCGCGAAGUUAUAAGUUGUGGCCAAAAUAAGGAGCUUUUACCGAAAGUUUUCUGCAAAAGGUGAGCUAAAAAUUUUGAAUAUAUCUUGCAAAAAAUGGUGUAAAUGUGUCCUAAAUUUGAUUAAUAUCUCAUCAAACUUUUUCCUACAAAAUAAGAUCCUCUAUUUUUAGCUCUGAAGAAUUGGUGACGUCAUCGAACAGCUCAAUUAUCUACAUGAUUAUCAUCUCGAUUCUCGGCGUUCUUUGCAUUCUCGCCAUUAUUUUUGCUGCAGUUUAA